UCCCCCACCCGGCCUGACUGACAGCUGGGCCAGUCAGGGCUAUUUAUGGCUUUGCCUGAUGUUGUGCUCCCCUGCGCCUCCCAUGCUGGGCCCCACCCAGCUCGGGCCCAGCACCCACCUGCCCGGUCCACCAGCAACAUCGCUGGGAGUCGUGCUGCUUUGGCUCUCCCAGAACAAGCCAUGCCCUGGGGAAAGAACUCCUCUCCCCACUGGGGACACCAUCUGGGGUGCCUUCCCUCUGCCCCGGCCUGCCGGAUCUGGAGGCCCCACUCCCGCCCAGCCUGGGAGCCCCCUCGGCCAUCACCACUGCUCUGCCAAGACAUGGCCCUGCAGAAUGCCCUCUACACCGGGGACCUGGCAAGGUUGCAGGAGCUGUUCCCCCCGCACAGCACAGCCGACCUGCUGCUGGAGAGCCGGGCUGCAGAGCCUCGCUGGAGCAGCCACCAGAGGGGACUCUGGUCUCUGACAUACGAAGAGGAGCUGACCACCCCACUGCAUGUGGCAGCCAGCCGUGGCCACACGGAAGUCCUGCGGCUGCUGCUGAGGCGGCGAGCAAGGCCAGACAGUGCCCCUGGGGGCCGCACCGCCCUGCACGAGGCCUGUGCUGCAGGCCACACUGCCUGUGUUCAUGUGCUGCUGGUGGCAGGAGCCGACCCCAACAUCGCUGACCAGGAUGGGAAACGCCCCCUGCAUCUCUGCCGGGGGCCUGGCACCCUUGAGUGUGCGGAGCUGCUCCUCAGGUUUGGAGCGAGAGUGGAUGGUCGGUCCGAGGAAGAAGAGGAGACCCCUUUGCAUGUGGCCGCCCGGCUUGGCCAUGUGGAGCUGGCAGAUCUGCUUCUAAGACGGGGGGCAUGUCCUGAUGCCCGCAAUGCCGAAGGCUGGACCCCACUGCUGGCUGCCUGUGACGUCCGCUGCCAGUCCAUCGCCGAUGCCGAGGCCACCACCGCCCGCUGCCUGCAGCUGUGCAGCUUGCUGCUUUCAGCUGGAGCAGACGCUGAUGCUGCCGACCAGGACAAGCAGCGACCCCUGCACCUGGCCUGUCGCCGUGGCCAUGCAGCUGUCGUGGAGCUGCUCCUGUCCUGUGGUGUCAGCGCCAACACCAUGGACUAUGGGGGACACACGCCCCUGCACUGUGCUCUGCAGGGCCCAGCUGCAGCCCUGGCCCAGAGCCCCGAGCACGUGGUUCGGGCUCUGCUCAACCAUGGCGCCGUCCGUGUCUGGCCAGGGGCCCUCCCCAAGGUGCUGGAGCGCUGGAGCACGUGCCCUCGGACCAUCGAGGUCCUGAUGAACACCUACAGUGUUGUGCAGCUUCCCGAGGAGGCCGUCGGCCUGGUGACUCCUGAAACUCUGCAGAAACAUCAGCGUUUCUACUCCUCCCUCUUUGCCUUGGUGAGGCAGCCCAGGUCGCUGCAGCAUUUGAGCCGCUGUGUGCUCCGCUCCCACCUGGAGGGCAGCCUGCCCCACGCGCUGCCCCGCCUCCCCCUGCCACCGCGCCUGCUCCGCUACCUGCAGCUGGAUUUUGAGGGCGUGCUCUACUAGAUGUCCACGGCCUUUUGAGAGGGCCUGAAAGCAGAUGCCCCAGCCUGCAGAGGGCGCGCCUCUGCACUAACUCAGGCCAGGUAGCCCUGGCAGCAGGAGGCCCAGCUCCGCAGGCAGGUGUGGAUGCUGCAAUUCCCAAUGCAGAGAAGUGGACCGACAGCGGCAGCCGGGUGAUGUCUGAUGAAGACACACUCCUACUGGGGCUCUCCUGAGGCCCCCUUCUAGCCUGUGCAAACCCUGUAUGUGCAUUAAAAAUCUCCAGGUCUGUG
This is a messenger RNA of Pan troglodytes (chimpanzee), 1808 nucleotides long. It is a transcript of the gene ASB10, whose product is annotated as ankyrin repeat and SOCS box containing 10. The record is from RefSeq and is a predicted model, not a curated record. The transcript is spliced from 6 exons. Bases 46 to 1539 code for a protein of 497 amino acids. Gene Ontology annotation, biological process: positive regulation of transcription by RNA polymerase II; intracellular signal transduction. Gene Ontology annotation, cellular component: nucleus. Lineage: Eukaryota; Metazoa; Chordata; Mammalia; Primates; Hominidae. Gene Ontology annotation, molecular function: protein binding; transcription cis-regulatory region binding.